AUUUUCGCUCGCAACACUGCGCACGCAGACACACCGCUCCUGACCACGACGCAUUGCCGUGCUCUGUGAAGUCGGCUCAUCAUGUCUCGUCGUAGGCCGCACAAAAAGUCUCGACUUGGAUGUCAGGAGUGUAAACGUCGCCACGUCAAGUGCGAUGAGGCUCGGCCCGCUUGCAGGAAUUGUUUGACUCUCGACCGAACCUGCAUUUACCCGCCUUCGCCAGCGCACGCACAGAGGCCGCCCCUAGCAGUAUCGAAGCUUCAUCCUCUGUCCUCAUCAGCUGGCGAUGUUGUUUCUACGCCUGCUGCAACGACCCCUUCGACGGCUACCACGAGCGCGGUGGCCCACAUAUCGACUCCCUCAACUUUCGUGCUAUCUGCGGAAACGCCAAGCCUGGCUGUUACGUCUCCUGCACAACACGAUGCACUAUAUCCGCCUGUGAACAUGCGUCAUAUGGAGCUAUUAAGCAACUUCAUUAUGGUAACAGGUCCAAGCCUUGCACACGGACAUCAGCUGGACCCUACCUUCUUUCAUGUUUUGAUGCCGAUAGCCUCUUCUGCUCCCUAUCUCAUGCAUCAAAUACUUGCACUCUCCGCCAUGCACCUGUCACAUACCAGGCCAGAACUUGCACAAUUUUACCACGAGGAAGCUAUGGCCCUCCAAACACAAGCCUUGGCCUUUCUGAACGACAGUCCUAUCGAGAUCAACUCAGCGAACUGUGCUCCUAUGCUCGUCUUCACAAGCUUUCUCGGAAUGCAUGCUCUUGCAGAAGCAGUCGCAUCAUCAAAAAACCAUGCAGACACCUUUUUAGAUAAAUACUUAUCGUAUUCAAAUCUUCAUCGAGGAGUCCGUGCGAUCACCGCCCAAUCGUGGGACUUAUUAAUGCAGUCCAACAUAUCUCCGAUCCUCACACAGGCAGAACAAUUAAUAAGAACCACCUCGUUAAAUAUGCAAGAGCAAGCUAAGACCGUCGCCGACCGCCUCUAUCGCUUGCUAGAUGACGCCUGUGUGAGCACGAGCUCAGAGGAGGCUUGUCGAGACGCAGUAUCCCAUUUACAACUGGUUUAUCAAACCGAGGCUUCUUUUGACGAUUCCGUCCCUACAGAAAAGCAACCUGCAGGGUUAAUAUGGGCUUGGCCCAUUCUUCUUUCGGGCGAUUUCACCGACUUGCUUCUGAGGCGCACACCUGAAGCCCUGGUUAUCCUCUGCUAUUAUGCGGUUCUUCUCCAUCGACAUCGUGACUUAUGGCUUGUUGGGCCUGCAGGCCGGAUGCUUAUCGAGGCCAUUACUGGAUCUUUGGGCACCUAUUGGAAGGAAUGGUUGGACUGGCCAAAUGCAAUAACAUCGUAACAGAGUAACGUAGGUGGCAAGCGAGCGCCGCACCCCACUAAACUUGCCCACCUUUGCAGACGCAUAUCUCAACAACGCAAUAAAAUAAUAGAUAGAUAUUAAUACAAUAG
Messenger RNA from Paraphaeosphaeria sporulosa, 1460 nucleotides. RefSeq lists its product as uncharacterized. The transcript has 2 exons. NCBI's taxonomy places the organism in Eukaryota, Fungi, Ascomycota, Dothideomycetes, Pleosporales, Didymosphaeriaceae. Bases 82 to 1350 code for a protein of 422 amino acids. Gene Ontology annotation, molecular function: DNA-binding transcription activator activity, RNA polymerase II-specific; zinc ion binding. Gene Ontology annotation, biological process: regulation of transcription by RNA polymerase II. The record is from RefSeq and is a predicted model, not a curated record.